Molecule: messenger RNA, 1307 nt
Organism: Aspergillus ruber CBS 135680
Lineage: Eukaryota; Fungi; Ascomycota; Eurotiomycetes; Eurotiales; Aspergillaceae
Product: transcriptional regulator SPT3
Exons: 4
Coding region: 108-1082 (324 amino acids)
Biological process (GO): transcription by RNA polymerase II
Cellular component (GO): SAGA complex
Molecular function (GO): protein heterodimerization activity; transcription coregulator activity
Source: RefSeq, a predicted model, not a curated record
GCUGUCGCAAACUAUCAAUUAUAAUUUAUUGCUUUUCUAACUAGCAUUGGACGGUUUUAACACGGAUCUUGUAGCUCUUGGGCUGUUUAUAAUACUAAGCCAUCGAAAUGUCGGAUCGAAAUCCCAAAUAUCGGCAGGAGAUCCAGCAGAUGAUGUUCGUCUCCGGAGAGACCGCAGAACCAUCAAUUGAGACGACAACUUUGAUCGAAGAGAUCGUGCGCCAACAAGUCAUUGAGAUUCUUAUACGAAGCACGGCCUUGGCCACCCGUCGUGGGGUCCGCUCAAUCUCCACAGAUGAUUUGAUCUUCUUAAUCCGCCAUGACAAAGCAAAGGUCUCACGUCUAAGGACAUUCCUUUCGUGGAAAGAUGUACGAAAGAACGUCAAAGAUUCAGACGACAAGGGCGGCGGCGAUGCAGCCGACUUCGCAGGUGCCGAUGACCCUCUUGCAGCUGGUGCUGUCGCUGGGCCGCAAGAUAUGGCAGCUAAACCCAAGAACAAGAGGGCUAAAGUCGGUCUUGUUUGGGAUGUGAACAGUUUCUACUCGGUGCAGGUUCCAGAAAGGGAUGAUGAAGAGGAUGAGGAAGAGGAGGAGCAAAACUAUGCGACGCUUCAACGGCUUGCGGCUGCGGACGAAAGAACCAAGCACAUGACGAAAGAGGAAUAUGUGUUUUGGUCUGAAUGUCGGCAAGCGUCAUUCACAUACCGCAAGAGCAAGCGUUUUCGUGAGUGGGCUGGAUUCGGUAUUGUGACCGAGUCUAAGCCCAAUGACGAUAUAGUCGACAUUCUUGGUUUCCUUACUUUUGAAAUAGUGCAAACCUUAACAGAAGAGGCGUUGAAGGUCAAAGAGCGGGAAGAUCAUGAGAAGAACCGACGCGGACCAACAGAUAACGGGGGCGAGAACCCGAAGAAGCGCAAGCGUGAAACUGGUCUUUUUGACCCCCCAGAAGAGGGCCGGAACCCAGUAGAGCCAAGGCAUAUACGCGAGGCAUACCGAAAGCUUCAGGCAACCCCUAACAGACAGGUUGCCAUGCUUCUUCACAAUGGACGUAUACCAUCGCGAUUUCCUUUGAGACUGAUUUAAUCAGUGUUCUAUAUUAUGUUACUUUUGGAUAAUUGGUUAUAUUGCUUCUCAAGGAGUUUGGAUUGGUCCUUUACUAGAUACCCAGGGCAAACGGAUGCAUUUCAGAUCGAUUUAUACUGAGGGUUUGGUUUAUUUCCCAAACUCUUGUACUAUAUAUGACUUUACACUAUAAUGCAAUAAUUACUCUGCAGGCUUGUUAAAUUGACUUCAACUAUGAAAACCAGG